UCUUUAAUACCUUUUCACUAGUUUACUUUGUCCACCCUACGUACCAAAAAAUGCAAAGGCAAGCAGAAAGGAAAAAUGAGCAAGAAGAAGAAGAAAUUAGGGAACAGAAAGGUGAGGACAAGAAAAAGAACGAAGACGAAAUUCCACUAAUGGCAUUGAACCAUGUGUCGAGACUUUGUAAGGAUGUGGAAAAAUCAGUGGAGUUCUAUACUAAAGUACUUGGGUUUGUGUUGAUUGAGAGGCCACAAGCUUUUGAUUUUGAUGGAGCAUGGUUGUUUAACUAUGGGGUUGGCAUUCAUUUGGUUCAUGCUAAGGAUGAAGAUAGAUUGCCUACUGAUACUCAUGAUAAUGAUAACCUCGACCCCAUGGAUAAUCAUAUUUCUUUCCAGAGCGAAGACAUGGAGGGAAUGGUGCAAAGGUUGGAGCAAUUCAACAUAAAAUACCUAAAGAGAACGGUAGGAGGAGAAGAAGGCGCAGCGAUCGAUCAACUCUUCUUUAAAGAUCCAGAUGGAUUCAUGAUUGAGAUAUGCAAUUGUGAGAAUGUGAAACUCGUCCCUCAACAUUCAAUAGGACGCAUCAACUUCCCUUCUGAUCGUCACAAUCCACCUGUUGAAUUGGGAAAAGAUGAUCCCAAACAUUAAACAAUGCAGCUAGCUACCUUUCUCACUCUCUCUCCCUGGUGUUUUUUUGUACUCAUGAUUUGUUGUUUUCAAUUUGAAUUUUAGCUUAUAAAAUGGUUCUAGUAUUACUCUUUAA
Messenger RNA from Capsicum annuum, 756 nucleotides. RefSeq names its product glyoxylase I 4. The record is from RefSeq and is a predicted model, not a curated record. The transcript has 2 exons. Bases 51 to 641 code for a protein of 196 amino acids. Lineage: Eukaryota; Viridiplantae; Streptophyta; Magnoliopsida; Solanales; Solanaceae.